CUUUAUAGCUACGAAAAGUAUGUGAACAAACACAUGGGAAAGGCAUGCUAUCGGAGAGAGUCCUAUAAAUUAACAGGAAUUAUUAUAUAAGGUUUAUUGAGCUCCCAGAGAACAGUCGGUAUCUCUCUCUAGCACGAUGAUUGCACUUGCAUUGGGACUUCUGGUAGCCUGCUCAGCUGUGUCUGGACUCCCCAGGCCGGGCCCUGACCCAUCUUACUUAGCUGGAUACGACCGGUUUGGAUAUGGAGGAUAUCCCGGGAUUGUGGAGUAUGGAUACCCACCCAUAGUCGACACUGCUUUAGUCGCUCCCAUCCCUACAAUCGCUGAGCCCGUCAUCGUGGAGGAAGUUGUCGGAUUUGGAGGUUACGGUUUGGGCGCUGGUUAUGGCCCAUUGGGUUACGGUAAUUUGGGUUACGGUGGUCUAGGUUACAACGGUCUGGGUUUCGGUGGUCUAGGCUGUGGUGGUUUAGGCUUCAACGGUUUAGGAUUUCCGUUAUAUUAACCACCAUUAAUAGAUAUAUGUACAUUGUCAGCUCAUUACUAUAUGUGAUUUUUUUACGAAUACUGAAUAAAAAAAUAACUAUGUU
This is a messenger RNA of Homalodisca vitripennis (glassy-winged sharpshooter), 587 nucleotides long. RefSeq names its product shematrin-like protein 1. Bases 137 to 502 code for a protein of 121 amino acids. NCBI's taxonomy places the organism in Eukaryota, Metazoa, Arthropoda, Insecta, Hemiptera, Cicadellidae. The record is from RefSeq and is a predicted model, not a curated record. The transcript is spliced from 2 exons.